AUGAACCUGCGCGGUGGCAACGUGUCGGAGUUGAUCACUAAUGUCGUCAGAGCCGCCGCCGCUCCGGAGGCCAACCCCUGGCCUCCACGUGGACUUGAGGAAAGCACCCUACGGGUCAAUAACGGGACAAACCCGGGGUGUCAAGGAAACGACGCGCUCCACAAUGGCAUCGACGCGCAGCUGGGGAACUGGUCUUUCCGUGAAGCCGGCGAGGAGGGGGCCGGCAGGAUUUACGAGUCUCAGUGUCCUCCCCAAGAGAUGGCGGCGGAGAAGAACUGGGCAGCGCUGCUGAUCCUAGUCGUCAUCGCCGUCACGGUCAUGGGCAACAUCCUGGUGAUCCUGGCGGUCUCCCUGGAGAAGAAGCUGCAGAACGCCACCAACUAUUUCCUGAUGUCACUGGCGGUCGCUGACAUGCUCCUGGGCAUCCUGGUCAUGCCGGUCUCCAUGGUGACCAUCCUCUACGAUUACGGGUGGCCCCUCCCGCCCGACCUCUGUCCCAUCUGGAUCUACCUGGACGUCCUGUUCUCCACAGCGUCCAUCAUGCACCUCUGCGCCAUCUCUCUGGAUCGAUACAUCGCCAUACGAAACCCGAUCCACCACAGCCGCUUCAACUCCCACACCAAGGCCCGCGUCAAGAUCAUGGCAGUGUGGACCAUUUCCGUGGGGAUCUCGAUGCCGAUUCCUGUGCUGGGACUCAGAGACCACUCCAAGGUUUUCAAAGAUGGCAGCUGCGUGCUGACGGACAACAACUUUGUGCUGGUCGGCUCCUUCGUGGCGUUCUUCGUGCCCCUCACCAUCAUGAUCGUCACCUACUUCCUGACCAUCAACGCCCUGCAGAACGAAGCCACCCUCUGCCUGGACCAGCUGGUGCCGCGGCCUAAGUGGAGCACGACGUUCACCUUGAGCUUCUUACCGCAGACCUCGCUGUCCUCUGAAAAACUCUUCAGACGCUCCAUAAGCCGCGAGGCCGGCGGCAGAGGAAGCAGCGGCGGCCUGGGAGGCGCCCGCGGGAGCGUGUCCGGCUCGCUGUUCGGACGCCGCACCAUGCAGUCGAUCAGCAACGAGCAGAAGGCGUCCAAAGUCCUCGGGGUGGUGUUUUUCCUCUUCGUGGUCAUGUGGUGUCCGUUCUUCAUCACCAAUGUGCUGGUGGUGGUGUGCGACCCGGCGGUGUGUGACGCAGGACUCAUGGGAGGCCUGCUGAACGUUUUUGUCUGGGUGGGAUACCUGUCCUCCGCGGUCAACCCGCUGGUCUACACACUGUUCAACAAAACGUACCGCGCGGCGUUCCUGCGCUACGUUCGCUGCCAGUACCAGCCGCAGAAGAAGCCUCUGCAGCUCAUAUUGGUGAACACCAUCCCGCCGCUGGCGUACAGCUCCACCCAGCUGCCCCUGGGCGACAUCGGGAAGCUAAGGAACGGAGCGCCGCACUCUGGUGGCGAGGAGAAGGAGCUCUAUUUACCCGGGCAGGAAAUGGAGACGCGUAGGCCGGACAAAAGCCACGGAGACAAAGACGAAAGCUGUGUGUGAGA
Molecule: messenger RNA, 1529 nt
Organism: Seriola dumerili (greater amberjack)
Lineage: Eukaryota; Metazoa; Chordata; Actinopteri; Carangiformes; Carangidae
Gene: htr2a
Product: 5-hydroxytryptamine receptor 2A
Exons: 3
Coding region: 1-1527 (508 amino acids)
Biological process (GO): chemical synaptic transmission; G protein-coupled receptor signaling pathway, coupled to cyclic nucleotide second messenger
Cellular component (GO): dendrite; plasma membrane
Molecular function (GO): G protein-coupled serotonin receptor activity; neurotransmitter receptor activity
Source: RefSeq, a predicted model, not a curated record